This is a messenger RNA of Onychomys torridus (southern grasshopper mouse), 1713 nucleotides long. Its product is annotated as multidrug and toxin extrusion protein 2. The record is from RefSeq and is a predicted model, not a curated record. NCBI's taxonomy places the organism in Eukaryota, Metazoa, Chordata, Mammalia, Rodentia, Cricetidae. Gene Ontology annotation, biological process: xenobiotic detoxification by transmembrane export across the plasma membrane. Bases 1 to 1713 code for a protein of 570 amino acids. The transcript is spliced from 17 exons. Gene Ontology annotation, molecular function: antiporter activity; xenobiotic transmembrane transporter activity. Gene Ontology annotation, cellular component: membrane.
AUGGAGCCCGCCGAGGACAGCCUGGGCGCGGCCACCCGGCUUCCGGAGCCACCCGACGCCCCGCAGUGGCGCAUCCCUGGCGGCCUGCGGGGAGCGCUGUCCCCUGGUGUGCUGCGGGAGGCAGCCGCGCUGGUGGCGCUCGCGGGCCCGGUGUUCUUGGCGCAGCUGAUGAUCUUUCUCAUCAGCAUUGUCAGUUCCAUCUUCUGCGGGCACCUGGGCAAAAUCGAGCUGGACGCCGUGACGCUCGCGGUCUCCGUUGUGAAUGUCACUGGGAUUUCAGUGGGAACCGGCUUGGCCUCAGCUUGUGACACGCUGAUGUCUCAGUCCUUUGGAGGCAGGAACCUGAAGCGCGUGGGGGUCAUCCUACAAAGGGGCAUCCUCAUCUUGCUGCUCUGCUGUUUCCCGUGCUGGGCCAUCUUUCUCAACACCGAGCACCUGCUCCUGCUCCUGCAGCAGGACCCGGAAGUCGCCAGGAUAGCCCAGGUUUAUGUGAUGAUUUGCAUCCCUGCUCUUCCUGCAGCGUUCCUGUUCCAGCUGCAGACACGGUAUUUACAGAGUCAGGGCAUCAUCAUGCCCCAAGUUAUUGUUGGGAUCGCAGCAAAUGUUGUCAACGUGGGCAUGAAUGCCUUCUUGCUGUAUGCCCUGGACCUCGGAGUGGUAGGGUCAGCCUGGGCCAACACCACCUCCCAGUUCUUCCUGUCUGCCCUGCUUUUCCUCUACGUGUGGUGGAAGAAGAUCCACGUCCUCACCUGGGGAGGUUGGACAAGGGAGUGCUUUCAGGAGUGGAGCUCCUAUACCCGCCUGGCCAUCCCCAGUAUGUUCAUGGUGUGCAUCGAGUGGUGGACCUUCGAGAUUGGGACCUUCCUCGCAGGCCUUGUUAAUGUGACAGAGCUGGGAGCCCAGGCUGUCAUCUAUGAACUGGCUUCUGUUGCCUACAUGGUGCCCUUUGGCUUCGGUGUGGCUGCCAGUGUCCGAGUGGGCAAUGCCCUGGGGGCAGGGAAUGCUGAGCAGGCCCGAUGUUCCUGUACCACGGUUCUUCUGUGUGCUGGUGUCUGUGCGCUCCUGGUGGGAAUUCUGCUGGCGGCUUUGAAGGACGUGGUUGCCUACAUAUUCACCAAUGACAAGGACAUAAUUUCCCUUGUGAGCCAAGUGAUGCCCAUUUUUGCUCCAUUUCAUCUGUUUGAUGCGCUUGCGGGCACCUGUGGCGGGGUCCUGAGAGGUACCGGGAAACAAAAAAUAGGCGCUAUCCUGAAUGCCAUUGGUUACUACGGGUUUGGUUUUCCUAUCGGAGUGUCUCUGAUGUUUGCUGCUAAACUUGGGAUAAUAGGCCUCUGGUCUGGACUGGUAGUCUGUGUUUUCUCCCAGGCCCUCUCCUAUUUAAUCUACAUCAUGAGGACAGACUGGAAUAGAGUCGCAGAGCAGGCACAAGUUCGAGCUGGGCUAAAGAGCAACAAGGAGACAGUGCCCAUCCCAGCAGAUCUGCCCAUCUUGGAAAGAGAAGUUGUUGAUGGAGUGAUUUUGCCUGAUAUCAUCAGACCGGAGAGCCAGACUGGCCAGCUGGUAGUGGAAGAAAGCAGCCAGCAUGCAGUGCCCACCGUCGGGGAGGUCUUGACGGGGAGACAGCUGAUCAUCUACCGUGGGGUGGCUCUGGCUCUUUCUAUUGCUGUCCUCAUAGUGGGAAUCAUGGUGCGAGUUCUCAGUGACCGUGGCUAA